Molecule: messenger RNA, 4082 nt
Organism: Lobosporangium transversale
Lineage: Eukaryota; Fungi; Mortierellomycota; Mortierellomycetes; Mortierellales; Mortierellaceae
Exons: 2
Coding region: 132-4004 (1290 amino acids)
Molecular function (GO): protein dimerization activity
Source: RefSeq, a predicted model, not a curated record
CUUUUCUACUAAUUCAACAUUCAUUAAUCAUUUUUCAUCACUCAUUCUCAUCUAUAGACAUACACACACAUACAUACGCAUUCCCCUUGUUCUUCAGUUCUGAUUAGCCCUGGGAUAUCUUCAUUCACACCAUGUUUCUUCAGGCGGGAAAUCCGCUUUUCGGCUCUGCACCGUCGCAGCCCGCGGGUGACAUCCAGGACCUAUUUAUGUACGAGUCGUAUUUUGACGAGUACACAACCACGGGAUCGUCGCUCAACAAUAACCCUUCAACACUGCAGCAACAGCUGCAACAACAGCAGCAACAGCUCCUACACCAGCUAAAUCUCCAGCAGCAACAACAGCAACAGCAACAGCAACAGCAGCAACAGCAGCCCCCGCAGCCAUUUCCCCUGGAGCUACAGCUUCAAUCAUUCCUUACUUCCACCGCAGUUCAGCAGCAUCAACAACAGCAACAACAACAACAACUGCAGGCCCAACAUGAACAGCAGCAGCUGUUGCUCAACACACAAGCACAACUUGCUGCCUUCCGCUGGGCACUUGCUCAAACAGCUUUUAAUAACAAUAGCAACAACCUCAAUCCUACCCCUUCCAACCUUGUUACAGCAGCAGCAACAGCGGCUACAACGGUCACAUCACCACCGGAUUCUAUAGCCUUCUUUGGUUCACCGAACAUGAUAUCCUCUUCACUCUCUCCCCAAUCAGACACAUUGAUGCUUCCUACCUCGCCAAGUGCCUUCUCUAGUGAGAAUGAUCCCAUGUUGUCUCCUACCCUCUUGUCCUCUCAAACUACGGCAGUAGCAACAGCAGCGACUACUACUACAACUACCCCCAUGCAAAAUUCCACUACCAAGACUGAAAAGACAAAGACAGCCAAGCGUCAGUCCAUGGAUGAUGGUGUAGAUGCUGAUGCCAAGACCACAGCAUCAGGAAACGCGAAACGAUCAAAAAAGACAUCUUCCACUACCAAAGGAACAGCGCCCUCAGUACCCAAGAAACCUAGGACCAAAAAGACAUCAAAAGUUGGAUCAGAUCAGAGUGAUAUGGAAAUGUCGGUCAGUUCCUCGGCUUCAGUGGCCUCUACAACGCCUUCACCACAGACAUUAGCCCUGCAGCUCCCAACUUCAGCGACAGCAGGAGCGUCUGGCGCAACAAGUUUAUCAACAUCCACUGGAGGUCUCUUCCAGGCUUUACCACUAAUGCCCAUUACACCAACUUCGAUCGCUACGACUUCAUCACCAGGCGUCAUUCCCUUCUGGAAAAUGGCACCUGGUAUGGUCUUGCCGCCCACCAUGCCCUUAUCUGCGACCGGAUUUGACCCUAAUUCCUUUGCAGGCGCAAUAAUGCCUGGGAUUGAUGCCUCUACAGCACCAGUGACAUCGACGACCACAACGCAACAGAUUUCAGCAACUUCACAGCCGGGGCAACCACAGCCGGUGCAGCAAAAAGUACCAAUUACGCGCCUCAAGCCUCCACAAGCGCUCGUUACUCCAGUUCCAACACCUACUACAGCACAAGGAAAUCAGCCAACCAAACAGCAAAAGAAGGUCGCCCAUAACGCUAUCGAGCGUCGAUACCGCAACAACAUUAAUGAUCGUAUCAAUGACCUUAAGAAUGUCGUGCCAGCCCUUUGCAAUGUCAAAACCAAGGACGAGAAGGAUGAUGAUGACGAUGAGGAGCCGGAGGAUGCAGACGGAGUAACAAGGGCAACCAAACUCAACAAGGCCACCAUCUUGAGAAAGGCGACAGAGUACAUCGUUGUUCUGCAAAAGCGAGAAGCUGCAACCAAAGCAGAGAAUGCAGUCUUGCGAAAAUUGUUGACGUCUCUUCCAGGCGGUAUGGAUCUUUUGGAGCAACAUCAAGCAAACGAAGCCAGUGCAAAAGACGAAAAUCCGAUAGCAACUGAAUUCUCGUCUGAAGAAUCAAUCUCUGAACCAACCACACCGCCACCAACCUCGACCACAUCCCCAGGAGCAACUCGUGUGUUGAUGGCCUUCUUUAUGUGUGCAACUCUCUUCACUUCUCCAGAAGGUAACGCAGGAGUUAACAGAGUCAUGAUGGAUGAUGGACAAGGUGCAGGCCGUGUAAUGAGCUCGUCAUCUCAAGUUUUUGGACAAUCGACAUCGGCACAAACCUCAGUUAGCAGCAAUAUCUGGAGUCCCUUCAAUGUCGUUACAUGGGAUGCGUGGGCAUUUCUUCGUACAUUUGUCUUUAUGGGGUGUCUCUUGGCCUUGGUUUGGCCAUCAUAUUCUCGCCGUGGGCCAUUCGCUCAGUCCAAAUUCCCAGUGAUGCCAAAAUCAUCUUCCCCUGCACAUGUAUACACAACACUAUCGGGACUUGUUCCCAAGACGAUUCAUUCAUCGUAUGUUCGACUCUUCUUUGCCUUGUCUCAGGAGUUAUGGCGCUGUCUCUGGAUCCGUCUUGGUUUUUACCCUGAUCUCACGGAUAUGGUUCGACCUGAUAUUUGGGCUCGUGUGGUAGAGGUUCAAAUGUCUGGAGGCGCUGGGGUGUCUGUAAGCCGAUUCAUGCUAUUAUACACGAUUGUCAGGACAUUGGACGAGUACACAAAUGCUCGCCGACAGCCACCAGCUCGUGUCUCUGCUACAGCUGCAUUAGCAUUCUACAUUUCAUUACACAAGGCUGCCAAACCGCUUGCAACUUUGGUCGCUCAACAGUUCAUGGAAUCUGCACGGUGGACAGCCAAGAUAUCAGGUAUUGGCCAGGAUCGGUGGCUCGAGAGCAUGUUGCAGGUUGAGGUCGGAAGCACAGCAUGGAAUAGGAGCAUCAUUGAGAUCGAAAGCACCAUGUAUGGACACGGAGAGUAUCCACAGACUGAGGCUAUUUUAUUUCAGACCAUGGCACCCACUCUGGUUGUAGCUCAGACACAAAGUGUUAAUAUUCUUCAGGAUGCGUAUGUCGCAUGUAUGUCUCGACUUAACGCUUCGAUUGAUGGUCAAGCAGAUGGUGCUAUGCAGCAACAUCAAGAGAUAAGUUUAGGAAGGCGCGUUGCCAAAUUUGAAGAUGCUGUCCGUGCAACCUUGCCAGGCACGCAUCACCAUUGGUAUGCACUUGUUGGUAAGAUUUCUGAGCUCUGGCUUGCAAAAGAUGAGCAGUCGGCUCAGCUAGGCGAUCGAUUGCUGAGUCAGGUUAUGGCAAUGCAUCCUCGUCAUCACUCGUUUACACAAACCAACAGUAAGCACCAUCACCACCAUCAUGAAUCAGAAUUAGCAUUGGAAUCAGAGCUUGUCGAAUCGAGUUUCCAGUAUUACGAUCAAAUGAUCGUGUAUUCGUUACUAGAGUAUGCUUACUUGAGGCGUGGAAUGGCGGGUCCUAGUGUUCGCUGUGGAGAGAAAGCUUUGGCGCUUAUGAAUGAGCGCCGCCGUGCUACGGGAUCCAAAGCCUCUCUUGCAACUGCUCAUCAUCCAAUAGUCUUCCCUUCUGGGACAGAUGGGUAUGGCGACGAUAAAGCACUGUUGGGUGUUGCUUGCUUUGCAAUGAAUCUCACUGGAUUUGUGCAGAUCAAGGCUCGUAUUGGUCUGUGGCGCGGUGUGGAAGCUUUGAGCACAUUGAUCAAGAGGUCACGCCAGAGUGUACCACGAAAUGGAGAGGAGGAUGACAUGUCGCAGACUGAAAUUCUCGAUCACAUCCGCACUACACUUCUGCCGCUGACGGUCCAUCUGCGUCGUCAACUAGAUGAUGAAUCGACGACUAUGUUGUCCAUGAUGCAGUUUGCUUCGAGCUCAACACGAAAUAAGGUUGUCCGUCGUCCAACAAUUGAUUUCGAUCCCGCACUGCGGUUCCUGAUCGAUAUUGGAUGUGUAGCCUAUGGUGCUUGGGAGGAUGGGUCUGAUGGCUCAGAUUCCGGAUGUGGCAGUGGUGGCGAAGAGGAAGAGAAGUAUCGCGAGGAUAUGAUGUCUCCAACGACUUCAUCCUUCAAGCAAAAAGCAGGUCUUUUCACAAAGAAGACUGAUGCUGAGAAGGCGUGGGAGCUGUGCCAAGGAUUGUAGCCAAAAUAGCAAGUACAUUCAUACACCUCAUAUAUAUAUAUCUAUUAUUUAUUUCCUCCAUUAAAUGAUUUUAUUAAC